AUGAUCCUCUGUGCUAUCGUGGGGUUGGUAGACGCCGACUCGUUCCGAGCACUUCGAUCUUCACGGGAAGAUGUGCUUUUUGCAUACUUGACCUACACUGAAGGCAUGGAUCAGCUGGAGCUUGUCGUGGACGCGCUGCCUAAUGCGGGCGAGUCGCUCUUCCGCUUGUACCUCGCUACGUGCUCUGGCAGGUCCCAAGGACGUGUUCUUCUUGAAGCUGCUGAGCCCCGACAUGGGGGUUUUCUUCUUGAGCGACCUGGACGCGAGGAGCAGUGGCUUCUGCUGUCGAAAGAGUACGAGAAGAACGACAAUGAGCGCAAGGCCCGGAAGCUACGACGAGCCAGCGUGAACGCGUCGGACUUUGACAUUGAGAUCGAAGAAGACACGACCGACGGGCGAUCUAUGUCCCAGUCGUCCACAGCAGCAUCGAUCGAGCGCUUCCAGAUUAUCAUGCUGAACUACCUGCGGCACCACAGCUUAUCCAGCGCCCAACUACUGCAGCUUGUAUCCAACACGUUCUUGUUGAUGCUGGAAGAAAGGACGCCUGCUUCACCACUAGACGUCAACUCUGAGUAUGUCGCCGCUAUUCGUCUCAAGAUGCUGAAGACGCUGUUCAAGAUGCUGUCGCGAGAGGAGAGGGCGGCGUGGAUUGACCGGAUCAACUUUAAACACCCAACGGACAGCUACAAGAAGAGGAUCCAAGACCUGAAAGACGCGGUCGCAGCAGCGAAGAGCGCACCUCCAGAUCUUAGUGACCCCGGGGCGCAUAUCUCCCGAAUGAAGGCGGAUCUGAAAGUGCGCUGGCUGGAGGCGAUCAUGGAGUACGCGUUGAACGAAACGGAGAGCUCAGCGAGGCUGGCGGCGCUCAAUCAGGCUCUCCAGCCGUUUGCAAACGGCGAAUCUCCGCUAGAGGCGACCAACGUCUCCUGGUCUCACCGGCGCGUGCAGAAGCUGCAGCAGGAGGCCGUCGACAGCGGCGCCAAGAACGCCGCCGUGGAGAUGCGCUGGGCCGACCUCUUCGAGGACGCGGUGAUCCGCGAGUUCCAGAACCAGCUCAAGGCCAAGGACGAAGAGUACGUGGCGGCGCUCAAGGUGCAGGCCGAAGAGGUAGAGAAGCUGGUGGAUCGGAUGAGUCAGCAGUACCGGGAAAUGCAGGAUGAGUACGAGCUCGAGCUCGAGCAGAUGGAGGACGCCUUCCUCAAGGAGCGCGACGAGCGCAUCGCCAACAACAAGCUCGAGAUCGACUCGCUGUUCGAGCGCAGACGCGAGAUGGAGAUGGUCUACAUGGAAGCCAAGCAGACGCGCGACGAGCAGUAUCUGCAGGAGAUCGAGGAGCUGCGAGUGCGCGAUGCGGAGGACUACAACGAGCUCAAGAUCAAGCUCGAGACCAACAUCCAGACGCUCGAGCAGCAGCUCGAAGAGAUGCGCGCCACGUACCAGCUCAACACGGAGAGGCUCGAGUACAAUUACCGAGUGCUGACGGAGCGCGACAUGUUGAACUCGGCCACGCUCAGUCAGCAGAAGCGGAGGCU
Molecule: messenger RNA, 1532 nt
Organism: Phytophthora sojae
Lineage: Eukaryota; Oomycota; Peronosporomycetes; Peronosporales; Peronosporaceae
Exons: 5
Biological process (GO): axonemal dynein complex assembly; regulation of cilium movement; cilium-dependent cell motility
Cellular component (GO): axoneme; axonemal dynein complex
Source: RefSeq, a predicted model, not a curated record